AUGGCUCGAUCGAAUGACUCUGAAUCGGAUGGCUCCGACAACUCAAAACCGAUGUUUCCGGCGAAUGGGGAUAGAUCAUCAAGAAGUGCUUCUAAAUCUUCACGCUCACGCAGUCGAUCAAAAUCUAAAUCUAAAUCGAAGCCGAAAUCGCCGAAGCGAGAGGUUUCUAGAAGUCCUUCUCCUCAACGACAUCGUCGUAAGCGCAGCAUAUCUCGUGAAGUCCCUGAUCGUUACGCGGAUCGCAAAAGGAAAGAGAGCAAUUCACCACCUCGAAGACGACGCUCUCGAUCAAGAAGUGGCGAUCAAAAGAGACGCUGGCCACGCGCACUCUCAAGUCGAAGCCGCUCAAACACGCCAAACGAUGAGAACGCACCAAAACGUCGCAAUAGAUCACGAUCACCAAGACCCGUUCGACGUGAAUUGAGUCCAAACUGGAAGAAAAAGGAAACAAGAUCGUUUCGAAGAAGAUCACGCAGCCGAUCGGAUGAGGAUGAAGAAGAGAAGAGAAAACGCGGUGAAUCGGAAUGGAAGAUUAAAGAGGACAAAAAAUGGAAAAGACGUCGUGAUCGUCGUGACGUGGUUUCUGAAGAAGGCGUUUUCAAUGUUUGGGCCAAAUCGCCGACUCACGGGGAAAUUCAAGAUGUCUAUCUGUUGCAAGAAGAAACGGAGCGCAUGCGUCUGGAGGAACACAAAAAGUUCGAGAAACAACAGAAAGAGCGCGAGAAAGAAAGACGAGCGAAGAUGAGAGCUGAUGGCUUCAAUGUAUCCGAGAGCGACAGUGAUGAGGAAUCUUCAAAUGAUGAAGGUAAAAAGAAAAAGAAGAAAUCAUCAAAGAAAGCGAAGAAAGAGAAAAAGGAAAAGAAAGCGAAAAAGAGGAGCAAAGCAAAGAAGAGGAGAAAUGACUCGGAUGAUGAUUCUGAGCCCGAGAAAAAGAAGAAAAAGAAGAAACGUUCGAAAAAGGAAAGCAGUGAUGAAGAAGUUCAAAAGAUCGACUCAAAUCAAUCUGAGGACGAAGUGGCCGGGCCGGCAAUUCCCGAUGAGUUUAUUCAAAGCGAGAAACAAUACAAUCUCGACAAAAUCAAUUAUGGCAAAGACAUGCUUCGUGGAGAAGCGGCAGCAAUGGCCGCUUAUGCAGCACGUGGAGAGCGAAUUCCUCGUCGAGGAGAGAUCGGAUUGAGCAGCAAUGAGAUUUCCUACUUUGAGAGGGCUGGUUAUGUCAUGUCUGGUACAAGACACAAAGCAAUGGAGGCUACACGGUUACGAAAGGAAAAUCAAGUUUUGACGGCCGAAGAGAAACGUCUGCUCAGUGGUUUUUCACAAGAACAACGCCGAAAACGUGAGGAUCAAGUGAUGGCGAAUUUCCGACAACUCAUUGAAGCCAACAAGAAA
Molecule: messenger RNA, 1389 nt
Organism: Mesorhabditis belari
Lineage: Eukaryota; Metazoa; Nematoda; Chromadorea; Rhabditida; Rhabditidae
Source: the annotation of a GenBank genome assembly